GGUGGAGCAAAAUCAAGCGGAGCGUGAAAUCAAUUAUUCUUGAUCAUUACUCCGCCCUCAUCGGAGUACUAAGCUCCUCAUGCCGACUAACGACUUGAAAUUACCUGUUGAGCUGUGGCUCCUCGUUUUCUCUUUCGGCAAAUUUUCCUCUAAUGACCUAGCUGUACUCUGCAGAGUGUGCGCCGGCCUCUAUCACGCAGUAGUUGACCCUCUGUAUGAGUCCAUCACGGUCGACAACUCGGACGUGUGUACCACGCUCGCAGAGUGUCCCCAUCUCGCAGAGAAAGUCAAAUCUUUCGUAUUUACAUAUCCGACAACCAUGGUCUACGACGGUCCUGAGGUGCACCUAGAUAAUCUCACGUCGGCCCCCAAAAAUAUGACCUGCCUCUCAACACUCAAGCUUAUCCAUUCCCAGAAGCAUGGAUACUCGUCCGUUCUUCAGUAUUGUGAUGCCGAGCUUCAUGUUUUUCAUUGCACCUAUCAUGUCAACCGCCACCUCCUAAACUUUUUGAAUAGGCAGGAUAGCGUCCGUGAUCUUGCUCUCACUGGCAUGCCCACAAUCGAUAUCUAUCCCGAACGCGAGGAGAUGUUUCUUCCCACGUCUCUGCCACUUCUAACAGAAAUAUCUGCCAACUCUUGUUUUUUAAAAGCCCUUGUACCUGGACGCCCAGUUCACACUGUGCGUUUCAAAGGCCAACAUGUACACCGCAGUGGGACGCGGCUCAGCGACUUCAUCGACCCCUCCACAGUACCUGUCAAAAAUUUGGGACUUGAUUUCAUGAUGCGGCGGCCGGCAGAUAUGUGCCGCACACCACUUUCCAAGGACAUUGAGGAAAUUACGCUGACAGGUCUGGUUACUGAGCGCCUAUUCACAUGGCCUCGGAACUUCGGAGUCCCUUUCUGGGGGCAUUUUGAUCGCAUGAUAGCGAACGCACGGAAUUUAAAAAGGCUAACGUUCUGGUUCGAGGAACAACGCGAAAACGCUCGUUCAUGGGCUCAACUUAUCUUCCUGGUGUUCCAGGAUACACUAUCACGUUUGGAGCACGUCUCAUGCGUAUUUGCUGGACCAGACAUUUCAACGUCAUUCGACUUUUCGUCGGAUGAUUACCUCCCGAUCUCGCAUGAGGUCCAGGACGAUAGAACCCGUGGCCAUAGGGCCGCGAAUGACGUGAGGGAGCUGAUGCCGGUCCAGGUCCUUUCAACUUUGUUGCAGGAGUGAGGAAAACCUUUGCGAUGUAAAUUGUGAAUUCAACGUCACAUUCAUUUAAUUUUUGUGCUCUCCGUGCCACAGCGGCAUUAGUGGCAGGAAUUUUUUGAAUCCUAUUUAUUGUCUUUGGGCAACGCCCGAUGUAGAUUAUAUUUCUGUGUAAUUGAUGGUGACAUUGGUGUAAUUAUGACCAUCAGUGGCAGCAUUAGGCCGUUACUAGGUGCAAUCGUACUUCCAGCUGCCAAGACUGUCAGCCGCUCAACCGUUACUACUGAAAGCUCGUGUUUCAGUAUCGCGGACAGUAUUUUGGGAAUUCUAGUAAGCCAACGUGCUUCCGAUGAGGACAUUCAAAGAAAAAAUGGCUGGUUCGGCCUUCAUCUUAUGCUCGAGGAGUCAGAUUGGAGCGGAUGUGGCGAUCUAGGCGGUGUCACUGUCAAAGGACGGUCUCCCGUAU
Suillus discolor is the source of this 1661-nucleotide messenger RNA. RefSeq lists its product as uncharacterized. Lineage: Eukaryota; Fungi; Basidiomycota; Agaricomycetes; Boletales; Suillaceae. The transcript has 2 exons. The coding region runs from base 80 to 1219 and encodes 379 amino acids. The record is from RefSeq and is a predicted model, not a curated record.